Molecule: messenger RNA, 3592 nt
Organism: Tupaia belangeri chinensis (Chinese tree shrew)
Lineage: Eukaryota; Metazoa; Chordata; Mammalia; Scandentia; Tupaiidae
Gene: GPRC6A
Product: G protein-coupled receptor class C group 6 member A
Exons: 6
Coding region: 7-2793 (928 amino acids)
Biological process (GO): G protein-coupled receptor signaling pathway
Cellular component (GO): plasma membrane
Molecular function (GO): G protein-coupled receptor activity
Source: RefSeq, a predicted model, not a curated record
UAGAACAUGGCAUUGCUAAUUAUACUGAAUACCUACUUAAUAAUUAUUCUUGCUGCUUCCCAGCCUUGCCAGACCCCUGAGGACUUUGUGGCUGCCACUUCUCCAGGACACAUCAUGAUUGGAGGUUUGUUUGCCAUUCAUGAAAAAAUGCUGUCUUCAGAAGACUAUCCCAGACGACCACAAAUCCAGAAGUGCAUUGGCUUUGAAAUAUCAGUAUUUCUUCAGACUCUUGCCAUGAUACACAGCAUUGAGAUGAUCAAUAAUUCAACACUAUUAUCUGGAGUCAAACUGGGCUAUGAAAUCUAUGACACUUGUGCCGAAGUCACCGUGGCAAUGGCAGCUGCUCUGAGAUUUCUUUCUAAAUUCAACUGCUCCAGAGAAAUUGUGGAGUUUAAGUGUGACUAUUCUAGCUACAUGCCAAGGGUUAAGGCUGUCAUAGGUGCUGGAUACUCAGAAAUAACCAUAGCUGUCUCCAGGAUAUUGAAUUUACAACUCAUGCCACAGGUGAGUUAUGAAUCAACCGCGGAAAUACUAAGUGACAAAAUUCGCUUUCCUUCAUUUUUCCGGACGGUGCCCAGUGACUUCUAUCAAACUAAAGCAAUGGCCCACCUGAUUCAGAAAUCUGGAUGGAAUUGGAUUGGGAUGAUAACCACAGAUGAUGACUAUGGACGGUUGGCUCUCAACACUUUUGCAAUUCAGGCUGCAGCAAAUAAUGUGUGUAUAGCAUUCAAAGAGGUUCUCCCUGCUUUCCUCUCAGAUGGUACUAUUGAAGUCAGGAUCGAUCAGACACUCGAGAAGAUCAUUGCAGAAGCCCAAGUUAAUGUCAUUGUGGUAUUUCUGAGGCAAUUUCAUAUUUUCAGUCUCUUCAAGAAAGCUCUUGAAAGGAAUAUCAAUAAGAUCUGGAUUGCUAGUGAUAAUUGGUCAACUGCCACCAAGAUCACCACCAUCCCUAAUGUUACUAAGAUUGGCAAAGUUGUGGGGUUUGCCUUUAGAAGAGGGAGUAUGUCCUCUUUCCAUUCCUUUCUUCAAACUCUGCAUAUGUUUCCCGGUGACUAUAACAAACCCUUACAUGAAUAUGCCAUGCUUUUGUCUACCUGUGCAUAUGUUGAAGACCAUGAUUUGAGUCAAUGCAUUUUCAACCAUUCUCAGGGGACUUUGGCCUACAAGGCUAACAAAGCUGUAGAAAGAAACUUCUUCAUGAGAAAUGACUUUCUUUGGGAUUAUACGGAGCCAGGACUUAUUCAUAGCAUUCAGCUUGCAGUGUUUGCCCUUGCUUAUGGUAUUCGGGAUCUGUGCCAAGCUCGAGACUGUCAGAACCCCAACGCGUUUCAACCAUGGGAGUUACUUAAUGUGCUGAAAAAUGUGACAUUCACUGAUGGAGGAAACUCAUUUCAUUUUGAUGCUCAUGGCGACUUGAAUACUGGAUAUGAGGUUGUGCUCUGGAAGGAGAUCAAUGGCCACAUGACUAUCACCAAGAUGGCAGAGUAUGACCUGCAGAAUGAUGUCUUCAUUGUCACAGACCAAGAAACAAAAGAUGAGUUCAGAAAUCUAAAGAAGAUUCCAUCUAAGUGCUCCAAGGAAUGCAGCCCUGGAGAAAUGAAGAAAGCUACAAAAAGUCAGCACAGCUGCUGCUAUGAAUGUGUGAACUGUCCUGAAAAUCACUACAGCAAUCAGACAGACAUGGAUCGCUGCUUUUUAUGCAACAACGAAACUCACUGGGCCCCUGUAAGGAGCACUAGGUGCUUUGAAAAGGAAGUGGAAUAUCUGAACUGGAAUGACUCUUUGGCUAUCCUGCUCCUGGCCCUCUCUCUUCUGGGAAUCAUAUUCGUUCUCGUGAUUGGCAUAAUAUUUACAAGAAAUGUGAACACGCCUGUUGUAAAAUCAUCAGGGGGAUUGACGGUCUGCUAUGUGAUCCUCUUCUGUCACUUUCUCAACUUUGCCAGUGUGGGCUUUUUCAUUGGGGAGCCACACGACUUCACGUGUAAAACCAGGCAGAUGCUCUUUGGCGUGAGCUUUACUCUCUGUGUCUCCUGCAUUUUAGUGAAGUCCCUGAAAAUUUUGUUAGCCUUCAGCUUCGAUCCCAAGUUGCAGAACUUCCUUCGAUGCCUGUAUAAACCAGUCCCCAUUAUCUUCACUUGCACAGGUAUCCAGGUAAUCAUUUGCACAUUCUGGGUUAUUUUCGCAGCACCUGCUGUGGAGGAGAAUGUCUCCUUGCCCAGAGUCAUCAUCUUGGAAUGUGAGGAAGGGUCCACACUUGCAUUUGGCACGAUGCUGGGCUAUAUUGCCAUUCUGGCCUUCAUUUGCUUCAUAUUUGCCUUCAAAGGCAGGAAGUUGCCUGAGAAUUACAAUGAAGCCAAAUUUAUAACAUUUGGCAUGCUCAUUUACUUCAUAGCUUGGCUCACAUUCAUCCCCGUCUAUGCUACCACAUUUGGCAAGUAUUUGCCCGCUGUGGAGAUUAUCGUCAUUUUAAUAUCUAACUACGGGAUCCUGUGUUGCACAUUCUUCCCCAAGUGCUAUGUUAUUCUUUGUAAGCAAGAGACUAACACAAAAUCUGCCUUUCUCAAAAUGAUUUACAAUUACUCUUCCCAUAGUGCAGGCAGCCUCGCCAUGAGUCAUGUUUCACUGGACUCUACUAACAGCAAUAUCACAAUGGCCAAGCCCAGCUUUAGUGACAAAUCUACAGCCUGGCAGAAAAGCAAAGAUCUCCAGGCACAAACUUUUGCACACAUCUGCAGAGAAAAUGCCACAAGCCUAUCUAAAACUUUACCUCGAAAAAGAAUGUCAAGUAUAUAAAUGAGCCUUAGGACAGAACACAGGCUGGAAUGAAAUAUUUCCCGGGUCUUUUCAUCUAAGAAGUACAUUUGCUUUCUCAUUAAAUAUCUCCUAUGUGCUUCUUCAUUUGAAACCAUCUUCACCAAAUUUUCGCUAAACACUUGCUUUGUCCAACACCUAUUUAACAUGAACUUACAAAAUGAACCUCCUUUCAUUCCCUACCACUUCCAUUGGCUGCCAUCUUUACCUCCUUCUUCUUGGGCACGUAGUUAAGAGCAUCUCUUCUAUUCAGUUAACUCAUAAGAUAACACCCAUAUUCCAUCCUUCACCAUCUCUUUCCAAACUCUGUGUGGGUUCUCCUCUCUUGAGCAGCGUUACCCUUCCCCCCUUCCACUGCUCAGUGAAGUUGAACAAGCAUCUGAGCAAUUACCAUGUGGCAGGUGAUAUGCUAAAUGCAAAGGUAUAAGCAGCAGCAAUGUGUCAUCCCCAGCUCAGGAGCCCAAAAUCACGGGGAGACAGUCACAUAUAGACAUCUUCAAGUCAGUGUGAGCAAGUUUAUAAUUAUAAUGUGCAGCUGACUCUACAACAGUGUAGUGAAAUAUACUUAGCCACUCCAGGGGGGGAAUGACAGGAGGGUUUAAGAGAAGGCUAAAUAAAGUGUGUGAUGUUUAGGUGAAGCCCUGAAGGAUUAGCUAAAUAAAGACAAUAAGAUAUUGAAUAAAUGUAAACUGGAAAUCACAAUUUAAGUAAAUAAAUAUUUCUGCGCACACACACACAUCUGAUUAAAAAAAAAAAAAAAGACAUGACAGAAAAGUGUUCA